AUGGACAAUAACGCACCUGCCAGGACAAGCAUGAUGUCCUGGAAAAAAGACACACUUCUCCCAACUAGAUUUGCCCUGGGCCCCGUCUGGAGGAUCGCCUUCCCUAGUCGCUUUCAGAGAGAUGGACUCGUUUGUGACCUCUUCAUUCUCUCGUCUACGGAUGCUGCGUCUACGACACGAGUACGGCUGGCAAACGUUCAUCUGGAUUCCCUAGCUAUCAACCCUUCCCACCGGCCUCAACAACUUUCCAUUGUAUCCUCUUUUUUGCAGAGUGCAGGCUGUGGGCUUGUUGCUGGUGAUUUCAACCCGAAUCUUGACGAAGAUGCUGUCCUGGUAGACACGAAUGGUCUUACAGAUGCCCUGGGCAGCUCUGCAUCCCGAGGAACCUGGGGUUACAUGGGGGCGGAUGGGAAGCAGCGGUUUCCGCCAAAUCGGAUGGACAGAGUCGCGUUGCUUGGUCUGAAAGCUUGUGGGAUCGAAAUGCUUGAGGCUCGGCGAGUGGAGCAGGACAUUGAAAGUCAGUUACCCAAUCCCAGCAGACUCGGACUACAGUUACGCUCUGGAGCGAUCACCACGGGCUGCUUUGCCCUUUUGCCCUUGGGGGGUGAGCAGUAA
Penicillium digitatum Pd1 is the source of this 615-nucleotide messenger RNA. RefSeq names its product endonuclease/exonuclease/phosphatase family protein. NCBI's taxonomy places the organism in Eukaryota, Fungi, Ascomycota, Eurotiomycetes, Eurotiales, Aspergillaceae. The record is from RefSeq and is a predicted model, not a curated record.